Dentiscutata heterogama is the source of this 384-nucleotide messenger RNA. The record is from the annotation of a GenBank genome assembly. Lineage: Eukaryota; Fungi; Glomeromycota; Glomeromycetes; Diversisporales; Gigasporaceae.
GAAAUAAGUUCAAUUAGAAAAGGUAUUGAAGCAUCUGAAUCUGAAUUGAACAAAACAAAAUUGGAUCCUGAACUUAUUCAUGAUGAAGCAAAAUUCUAUUGCGGCUAUUAUUUGCAUGGUGGGAGUAAAUACGGCGUUCCAAAAAAUGAUGAUGUGGCAAUUGUCUAUCUCCAACAAGCGGCAGAUGCUGGGAUAGUAGAGGCACAGACAUAUUGUGCAAAAAUAUACCUUUACAGCAUCGAUGAUUCAGAUAUGUUUAACGGAAGAAAAUGGCAACAGUUUGGCCAAGAGAUUGAUAAAAUGAGUGCAAUAAAGUAUUGGAAGAAAGUAGAAAAGAAAGGAAGUAUAAUCGCGAAGGGAAGGCUAGGUAUGUUUGAUGAAUGA